UGCGUAGCAACAUAGUCCAAACAACGAGAUCCCGAACAACGGGGAAGACUGACAGCUUUACGUCGUGUUUGAAACGGUGCAGUUUUAUAAAACAUAAAAAAGUUUUAUAUUUUUCUGAUUUAGAGACGUGGAACAGUUUUGGAACAAACACUGAAAACUUGCAUAAUGGAGGAAAAAGUCCAGAAGCUUGCAAUGGAAGAGAGCCCAUAUGAAACAGUUGAGAAGGAAUUCCAGGAAGUGUUAAAUGAAAUGACAGGAGAGAAGACCCUGGAUAAUUUCCAUGUGAAAUAUUCAAAUUUAAUGACAGCCCUGAAGAAGUCACAGGAAAACGAGAAGAGGUUGAUGACAAAAUGCCGAGAGCUUAAUGCAGAGAUAAAAUCCAAUUCUGUUAAAGUAGAAGCAGCACUCAAGCAGUCUCAUGAAGACCAGACCACUAUUAUGUUCCUAAAAAAGGAAAUCGAGAAGGCUUGGGAAAUGGUGGAUGCGGCUCAUGAAAAGGAGAAGGCAGCUCAAGAGACAAAUAAAACUCUACAAAAGGAAAUAGAGAAUCUCAAGGCAGCUGUCCAGCAAAGAGCUCUUUUAUCAGCAGCUGAUGUUCAGAGUGUGGGUGAACUAUUGAAACUCAAGAAACAGUUGACAGAUGAGAGAGAUGAGCUUCUCUCCAAGCAGGUGAUUUUUCGAGAAGAUUUGGAAAAGGCCACAACCAAGCAAAAUGAGGCUGAGGAGGUGAUCAAGAAGGACCAGGACACCAUCUUUCAGCUACAGCAGGACAUCCAGGUGCUUCAGAAUGAUUGCUCGAGGGAGAGCCGUAUGAAAGAGAAACUGGAGAAGGAGCUGAAACAGCUUCGGGCAGAUGCUGAAGCCCAGCAAUUGGAAAUUAAAACACUGAGUGGACAAUGUCAGCGUGGUAGUGAGGAGCAGCAGAGGCUAGAACAGAAUCUUCAUGAGCAAAAGAUUCUGAACGAGAGGGUCUCUAAGGAGCUGGAGCAGCUGCAAGUGCGCAACACUAAACUUCAACGGGAGAACGAACAGAACACACUCAGUUUAGAGCAGCUCACCUACGAAAAUAACCAACGAGUCUCUGAACUAAAGAUGGAGAGAGAGGAGGUGACUCAAAUGAAGCAGGAGAUUUCUAACCUUACUAAGAUAAGGGAAACGACUCACAAGAAACUACGCCUGCUAGAGGACCAGAAACUGGAUGUGGAACAGCAGAGAGAGACACUGAGGAACCAAAUCACAGGGAUGGAGAAAGAAAUGGAGAUGAAUAAAAUAGAGACAGAAAACUACAAGAAGAAAAUAAACGUCUUGACCCGGGAAAAAGAAAUGCUGACUAUGAAUUUAAUCAAGGCGGAAAAGGCCACCGAGAAACAAAUAGACUUGGUCAAGCUGGAACAGCAAUCAAAGAUUGUUUUGGAACAGGAAAUUCACAACUGCAAACACGAAGCGCAAAAGCAACGCAAAAUAAUUUACGAGCUGGAAAAGGAGCGGGACCGCAACAUCGAUAAAGCCAGUGGCCUCAAACAGAAGAUCAUAGAGCACAUGAAUGAACUUAAAUCGAAAGAGAUGGAGAUCUGUGAGGACAAGAAGAAGAUUGCUGAGGCAGAGACAAAGCUCAAGCAGCAACAGAACCUCUAUGAGGCAAUGAGAGCUGAACGGAACAAUUACAGCAAGAAUCUACUUGAUGCUCAGCAUGACAUCACAGAUUUAAAGCGUAAGAUGAAGUCUAUGAGCCAAGAGAAUGGUCAGCUCACAGAAGAGAUCAAGAGCAAAGAGGCUGCACUGUCCAAAGAGCAUCUAGCGAUCCAGCACUUAAAGAAAGAAAAAGAAUCUCUUAAGGUGGAGCUUCAGAGGAUGAAGCAGCAGGCCCAAGAUACCAAAAAGGAUAUGGAAAUUCAGAAGGCAGAAGAGCACAAGUUGCUGAAAAUCAUAGCAGAUGCUGACGCAGAGAAAGCACAGCAGAAGAAAGAGCUGGAUCAGGUCAUAACUGAGCGGGACAUGCUCAGGACUCAGCUGGUGCAGCGAAACGACGAACUGGCACUGCUUUCUGAAAAGAUAAAAAUCCUGCAGUCCAUCCUAAACAAGGGCGAGAUUCAGUACAACCAGAGAAUGGAAGACAUCCGUCUGCUCAAGCUGGAGAUCAAGAAGCUACGAACAGAAAAGACAGUCCUCAACAAGACUGUGUCCAAUGCAGAAAGCCUCAAGCAUGAAGUAUUCAUAAUGCAAAAGGAGCUGGUUAAAGAGCGAACAAAAUGUGAACGCUUACAAGAAGACCUUGAAAAUCCUUUGAAUGUUCAUCGUUGGAGAAGACUAGAGGCGAGUGACCCAAGCACCUUCGAGCUGAUCCAGAAGAUUCACUCUCUUCAGCGACGUCUGAUAAGCAAAAGCGAGGAGGUAGUGAAGCAAGAGCUUCUGCUGCAGGAGAAGGAAAAGCUCUAUGUUGAACUGAAACACAUAUUAGCUCGUCAGCCAGGUCCAGAGGCAGCGGAACAACUUUACAGCUGCCAGCAACACCUGAAGAAAAAAACCAACCAGCUCAAGGCGCUGACAGCUGAACUCAACAUGCAGGAGUCCCAGACACAGAAGUACAAGUACGAGAUUGAGCAAGUCACAGCCGAGCUCCAGAACGUGAAGAAAAAGUAUUUUAUGCUGAAACGCAAAGAGCAGGCAUGCAGGGAAACGGAAGGGAGUGAGGUGCAGACUGGGCAGCCCCUGAUCGUGCCUCAACACAUUGAUGGACCCCGUUUUACAGGGGGAGGCUUCAGCCUGAAGCAAGGGAACAAAACUGCUGCCUAACCUUUCUAAUCUCUUCUCUCUGUCUCUGUCUCUGUCUCUCUCUCUCUCUCUCUCUCUCUCUCUCUCUCUCUCUCUCUUUCUAUCUCUGUCUUUCUCUGUCUCUCUUUUUCUCUGGGUCUGACUUGCACACUGGUUGGCUGUUUGUUCUGUGAAACCCACAAUGCUUACACUGUGUAAUGUUAAUGUCAAAAUGAAAAAGCAAAAGCCAUUGUUCUCAUGUGUCAAUUGUUAAUAAAA
Molecule: messenger RNA, 3030 nt
Organism: Silurus meridionalis
Lineage: Eukaryota; Metazoa; Chordata; Actinopteri; Siluriformes; Siluridae
Gene: cfap58
Product: cilia and flagella associated protein 58
Exons: 18
Coding region: 166-2793 (875 amino acids)
Cellular component (GO): cytoskeleton
Source: RefSeq, a predicted model, not a curated record